Trichomonas vaginalis G3 is the source of this 2217-nucleotide messenger RNA. RefSeq lists its product as uncharacterized. The coding region runs from base 1 to 2217 and encodes 738 amino acids. The record is from RefSeq and is a predicted model, not a curated record. NCBI's taxonomy places the organism in Eukaryota, Parabasalia, Trichomonadida, Trichomonadidae. The transcript has a single exon.
AUGCCUAUAUUAGCUCUUUAUCUGCUACAAGGCUGGGCUCCAGAAGAAUGCUGGAAACAAUAUUUUCCUGAUGUAAAUUAUUCCGAUUAUGGCAAUGUUAUUGAUCCAGAAAUUAAAUAUAAUGCCGAAAAUAAGGAAUCCUAUAUUACAUUCAAGUCAAUUUUUUAUCAUAUUAAUAAGGAUGUAAUUGUAUCGACAAAAGCUAAUGAUCCAUCUAAUAUUCUUAUUUAUGCAUCAAUCUUUUAUGAUGUAGGGUCAACUUACACAAUUAGCAUUUCUUACGCGACAAAGAUGAUUUGUAAUAAAGCUUGCUUCACUAAUACAGUAUCAACAAUUAAAAUAUCUACAGGAAAAGCGUUGAAUGGUGAACUUAAUUCAUUUUUUUCCUCGAAUAGGGCAGAAUGUUAUCUAAAUCUAAAAUUAUCGUUUAUGUUCAUUGAAAAUUCCAAUAUUUCAAAAUGCUCUGAUUAUGCCAUAACUAAACCAUAUAGGCCUAAUUAUUCAGAGUCUUGUGUACUUUCGUAUAUUUUCUUUAGUCAUUGUGGUGGUCCUGCAUCCAGCAACGGAUAUGCAUUAAUGACUUAUGGAGAAUUUUAUUUGAGAGAUUCUGUAAUUCAAUAUUUUAAAAAUGAACAUGGAACAAGCUUGGGAAACCUCAUUUAUUAUGAAGGAUAUAAUGAACUUCAAGUGAAAGGGUGUAAUUUUAUCGAAAAUUCUAACUUUCAAUACUUGAUUUAUAGCGAUUUUAAUAGGGUUUCUAUUGUUUCGUCAUUCUUUUCAAAUAAUAAUAAUAUUCCAACAAUUAAUAUCGAGAUAUCGUCAUUUUCUACUGUUACAGACAAAAAUUCAAUAUCAACAUCAUAUGAUAAUUGCAAACUAUUUAAUAAUGAUAUUGUUAAUUAUUAUGAAAUCAAUUUUUUGAGGCACCAUUUUUAUCCAUACCUUAAAAGGACAAAUGUUGAUAUCAAAGUAAUAAUAUCUCAAAAACUGAAGGUUACAUAUGAAUUAGAUAAUGGGGUUACAGUUAAUAAUUUUUUCUGGAAUAGAAUUGAUAAUGAUUAUGAUUUCGAUUUCAUUAUUCCUGAUAAUUAUGCAUUUGAAAAUCACUAUAUUGAUUUCACAAUUCAAUUCUACAACGGAAAUACUGCAAAUAAAAGAAUUAAUAUUUGGUACAAGCCAAUACCAUUUGAAUUUUAUUCUAUAAAUAUCCAAGAUGGAACACCUCUCAAAAUAGAAUAUAAGUUACAAAAAACAGAUUUAACUAGUAAUCCAGUUUUUAUCAUGAAAUAUUUUGGUUCAGAUAUUGAAGUAACCAACUCAAGGAGAUUAUCCGGAAAUUUAUAUUUGUAUGAAUGUUUAAUUGAUAUUGAUAAUUUUCAAGAGGGAACAUACAAUAUUGAAUACUAUGCAGAAGAUAAAAAUAUUGAAUAUAAUACCUCAUCUAACAGAUUAUCAAUUUCAGUGGCAAGUAUACCACCAGAAUUUAGUAUGGUCAUGUUAAAUCAAACAGAAUUAGUAUUUGGUGAAGAUGAAUUCAUUACAUUACAAGGCGGAGUUUCAUACAAUAAUAUAAAUAAAGAUCUAACAUUGACUCCGAUUAUUGAUGGAAAAGCAUUAUCAAAACAAAUCACAAUAAAUAUUAAAAAUAAAUCAACACAUAGCUUUACUUUUAAUAUUCCAUUUAGUGAUUUAACAUCAGGACCUCAUUCAAUUAAAAUCAAAGUUCGUGAUCCAAACUCAAAAGAAGUAUUUUCAGAUACACUUAACUUCAUUAUUAAAAUACCAUUGAAAAUAAAUUUAUCUAAUACUUCAAAAGCAACAGUUUUAUUAUCCCCAACAACAACAGUACUUUUAAAUGGAAAUGGAAUUGCAGAUUUUAAUUCAAAACAAUAUUCAAUUAAAACAUCAAUCAAUGAAACAUUGAUUAGCAAUUCAAUUCGAAUAACUCAAGGAUCAUCUCAUUCAUAUACAUUUUCAGGUAAUCUGCAAAUUCCAAACUAUUUGAAAGAAGGAAAUUAUUAUAUAAAAGUUUGGAUUACAGAUAAUUCAAUCUCUUCAGAUAAAAUACAAAAAGAAUUAUUUAUUUUCAGAAAUCCACCAGAACUUACAAUUACAUGUGAACAAAAUCAAACAUUUAUUCAAAAUGUAAACAAAUUAAUCAAUAUUACUGGAAAAGUGAUCGAUAAUGAUGGAUUUGAUAAUAUUACAAUUUUUUAG